This is a messenger RNA of Gorilla gorilla gorilla (western lowland gorilla), 9482 nucleotides long. It is a transcript of the gene ITGB8, whose product is annotated as integrin subunit beta 8. Bases 1122 to 3431 code for a protein of 769 amino acids. The record is from RefSeq and is a predicted model, not a curated record. Gene Ontology annotation, biological process: cell adhesion mediated by integrin; integrin-mediated signaling pathway; cell migration. Gene Ontology annotation, molecular function: integrin binding. Lineage: Eukaryota; Metazoa; Chordata; Mammalia; Primates; Hominidae. Gene Ontology annotation, cellular component: focal adhesion; integrin complex; cell surface. The transcript is spliced from 14 exons.
GCUGUUACUGCUGCUCCUGCCCGGGCUGCAGCCGCGCCUGCGGGCAGCCGAGGCGAGGCGCUCGGGUAGCGUGGGGAGGUUUCCUAGCAACUCUCUGCCCUGAGUGCACCCGGCUACCCGCAGGUCUGGAGCCCCCCGGGGGGCCAGAGCAGGACCACCCCUCUCCCGCCCAUCGCCGGCCUCGCCUCUCUCGCAUCCUAGCCGUGUGCACCCCAGAGCGCGCCAGCAACUCGGGCUCUGGACUGCGGGACGCCUGAGCCGCGCACUGGGGCGAAAAGGACAAGGGCACGCAGCCCCCGCCCCGCGAAGCCGGGCUCCGGCACCUCGCGGAACCUCUCCUCCUGCGCUCCCAGGCGCAGGCCCCACUCCCCGCCAGGGAGGGAGCGGCGAUGCCUCGCUCUGUGCCUGCGGGUGUCGGCGGGUGCUUCUAGGGCGCUCCCACAGCCGCCUCCCCCUGUUGCUGGCAUCCCGAGCUUCCUCCCUUGCCAGCCAGGACGCUGCCGACUUGUCUUUGCCCGCUGCUCCGCAGACGGGGCUGCAAAGCUGCAACUAAUGGAGUUGGCCUCCCUGCCCACCUGUGGAAGAAACUGCGCUGAUUGAUGCGCCAUAGACUUUUUUCCCCUCGACCUCGCCGGCGUCCCCUCCCACAGAUCCAGCAUCACCCAGUGAAUGUACAUUAGGGUGGUUUUCCCCCCAGCUUCGGGCUUUGUUUGGGUUUGAUUGUGUUUGGCUCUUCGCUAAGCUGAUUUAUGCAGCAGAAGCCCCACCGGCUGGAGAGAAACAAAAGCUCUUUUCUUUGUCCCGGAGCAGGCUGCGGAGCCCUUGCAGAGCCCUCUCUCCAGUCGCCGCCCGGGCCCUUGGCCGUCGAAGGAGGUGCUUCUCGCGGAGACCGCGGGACCCGCCGUGCCGAGCCGGGAGGGCCGCAGGGGCCCUGAGAUGCCGAGCGGUGCCCGGGCCCGCUUACCUGCACCGCUUGCUCCGAGCCGCGGGGUCCGCCUGCUAGGCCUGCGGAAAACGUCCUAGCGACACUCGGCCCGCGGGCCCCGAGGUGCGCCCGGGAGGCGCGAGCCCGCGUCCGGAAGGCAGCCAGGCGGCGGGCGCGGGGCGGGCUGUUUUGCAUUAUGUGCGGCUCGGCCCUGGCUUUUUUUACCGCUGCAUUUGUCUGCCUGCAAAACGACCGGCGAGGUCCCGCCUCGUUCCUCUGGGCAGCCUGGGUGUUUUCACUUGUUCUUGGACUGGGCCAAGGUGAAGACAAUAGAUGUGCAUCUUCAAAUGCAGCAUCCUGUGCCAGGUGCCUUGCGCUGGGUCCAGAAUGUGGAUGGUGUGUUCAAGAGGAUUUCAUUUCAGGUGGAUCAAGAAGUGAACGUUGUGAUAUUGUUUCCAAUUUAAUAAGCAAAGGCUGCUCAGUUGAUUCAAUAGAAUACCCAUCUGUGCAUGUUAUAAUACCCACUGAAAAUGAAAUCAAUACCCAGGUGACACCAGGAGAAGUGUCUAUCCAGCUGCGUCCAGGAGCCGAAGCUAAUUUUAUGCUGAAAGUUCAUCCUCUGAAGAAAUAUCCUGUGGAUCUUUAUUAUCUUGUUGAUGUCUCAGCAUCAAUGCACAAUAAUAUAGAAAAAUUAAAUUCCGUUGGAAACGAUUUAUCUAGAAAAAUGGCAUUUUUCUCCCAUGACUUUCGUCUUGGAUUUGGCUCAUAUGUUGAUAAAACAGUUUCACCAUACAUUAGCAUCCACCCCGAAAGGAUUCAUAAUCAAUGCAGUGACUACAAUUUAGACUGCAUGCCUCCCCAUGGAUACAUCCAUGUGCUGUCUUUGACAGAGAACAUCACUGAGUUUGAGAAAGCAGUUCACAGACAGAAGAUCUCUGGAAACAUAGAUACACCAGAAGGAGGUUUUGACGCCAUGCUUCAGGCAGCUGUCUGUGAAAGUCAUAUCGGAUGGCGAAAAGAGGCUAAAAGAUUGCUGCUGGUGAUGACAGAUCAGACAUCUCAUCUCGCUCUUGAUAGCAAAUUGGCAGGCAUAGUGGUGCCCAAUGACGGAAACUGCCAUCUGAAAAACAACGUCUACGUCAAAUCGACAACCAUGGAACAUCCCUCACUAGGCCAACUUUCAGAGAAAUUAAUAGACAACAACAUUAAUGUCAUCUUUGCAGUUCAAGGAAAACAAUUUCAUUGGUAUAAGGAUCUUCUACCCCUCUUGCCGGGCACCAUUGCUGGUGAAAUAGAAUCAAAGGCUGCAAACCUCAAUAAUUUGGUAGUGGAAGCCUAUCAGAAGCUCAUUUCAGAAGUGAAAGUUCAGGUGGAAAACCAGGUACAAGGCGUCUAUUUUAACAUUACCGCCAUCUGUCCAGAUGGGUCCAGAAAGCCAGGCAUGGAAGGAUGCAGAAACGUGACGAGCAAUGAUGAAGUUCUUUUCAAUGUAACAGUUACAAUGAAAAAAUGUGAUGUCACAGGAGGAAAAAACUAUGCAAUAAUCAAACCUAUUGGUUUUAAUGAAACCGCUAAAAUUCAUAUACACAGAAACUGCAGCUGUCAGUGUGAGGACAACAGAGGACCUAAAGGAAAGUGUGUAGAUGAAACUUUUCUAGAUUCCAAGUGUUUCCAGUGUGAUGAGAAUAAAUGUCAUUUUGAUGAAGAUCAGUUUUCUUCUGAGAGUUGCAAGUCACACAAGGAUCAACCUGUUUGCAGUGGUCGAGGAGUUUGUGUUUGUGGGAAAUGUUCAUGUCACAAAAUUAAGCUUGGAAAAGUGUAUGGAAAAUACUGUGAAAAGGAUGACUUUUCUUGUCCAUAUCACCAUGGAAAUCUGUGUGCUGGGCAUGGAGAGUGUGAAGCAGGCAGAUGCCAGUGCUUCAGUGGCUGGGAAGGAGAUCGAUGCCAGUGCCCUUCAGCAGCAGCCCAGCACUGUGUCAAUUCAAAGGGCCAAGUGUGCAGUGGAAGAGGCACGUGUGUGUGUGGAAGGUGUGAGUGCACCGAUCCCAGGAGCAUCGGCCGCUUCUGUGAACACUGCCCCACCUGUUAUACAGCCUGCAAGGAAAACUGGAAUUGUAUGCAAUGCCUUCACCCUCACAAUUUGUCUCAGGCUAUACUUGAUCAGUGCAAAACCUCAUGUGCUCUCAUGGAACAACAGCAUUAUGUCGACCAAACUUCAGAAUGUUUCUCCAGCCCAAGCUACUUGAGAAUAUUUUUCAUCAUUUUCAUAGUUACAUUCUUGAUUGGGUUGCUUAAAGUCCUUAUCAUUAGACAGGUGAUACUACAAUGGAAUAGUAAUAAAAUUAAGUCCUCAUCGGAUUACAGAGUGUCAGCCUCAAAAAAGGAUAAGUUGAUUCUGCAAAGUGUUUGCACAAGAGCAGUCACCUACCGACGUGAGAAGCCUGAAGAAAUAAAAAUGGAUAUCAGCAAAUUAAAUGCUCAUGAAACUUUCAGGUGCAACUUCUAAAAAAAGAUUUUUAAACACUUAAUGGGAAACUGGAAUUUUUAAUAAUUGCUCCUAAAGAUUAUAAUUUUAAAAGUCACAGGAGGAGACAAAUUGCUCACGGUCAUGCCAGUUGCUGGUUGUACACUCGAACGAAGACUGACAAGCAUCCUCAUCAUGAUGUGACUCACAUAGCUGCUGACUUUUUCAGAGAAAAAUGUGUCUUACUACUGUUUGAGACUAGUGUCGUUGUAGCACUUUACUGUAAUAUAUAACUUAUUUAGAUCAGCAUAGAAUGUAGAUCCUCUGAAGAGCACUGAUUACACUUUACAGGUACCUGUUAUCCCUACGCUUCCCAGAGAGAACAAUGCUGUGAGAGAGUUUAGCAUUGUGUCACUACAAGGGUACAGUAAUCCCUGCACUGGACAUGUGAGGAAAAAAAUAAUCUGACAAGUAUAUUCUAAGGUUGCCAAACACUUCAACAGUUGGUGGUUGAAUAGACAAGAACAGCUAGAUGAAUAAAUGAUUCGUGUUUCACUCUUUCAAGAGGUGAACAGAUAAAACCUUAAUCUUAAAAGAUUAUUGCUUUUUAAGGUGUGUAGUUUUAUGCAUGUGUGUUUAUGGUUUGCUUAUUUUUGCAAGAUGGAUACUAAUUCCAGCAUUCUCUCCUCUUUGCCUUUAUGUUUUGUUUUCUUUUUUACAGGAUAAGUUUAUAUAUGUCACAGAUGACUGGAUUAAUUAAGUGCUAAGAUACUACUGCCAUAAAAAACUAAUAAUACAAUGUCACUUUAUCAGAAUACUAGUUUUAAAAGCUGAAUGUUAAUAGGGGACACUGUAAAGUAUCAUCAAAACCUGAAUAGCUUCAUUGUGCACAGGUGUGGAGUUUUGUAUCUUCUUACCUGGUAAACUGAAGGGAUUGCUUGGCCAUUUCAUUUAUCUUAACAUUAAUUCACAAGAUAGUUAGAAAUUCUGCCUCAAGCAAAGUACCACAUUUUGAAAGUUUUCUUAGAUUUUGAUUGCAAGUAGAUAUCAGCAUUUUUUAAAUGAAAAGCUAUAUUAUCUUCUCCCUUCAAGGCAGCCUAAGGAUGUUCUUUCCCAGAAUCACUCCAACCCUUCUUGCCAGAAUUCAUAAAAAUACAAAAUUGGAGAAUAGAUGAUAUCUUAGAAAUAAGCUUUUUUUUUUUUUUUUUUUUUUUUUUUGAGACGGAGUUUCACUCUUGUCACCCAGGCUGGAGUGCAAUGGCGCAAUUAGGGCUCACUGCAACCUCUGCCUCCCGGGUUCAAGCAGUUCUCCUGCCUCAGCAACCUGAGUAGCUGGGAUUACAGGCAUCCACCACUGUGCCGAGCUAAUUUUUGUAUUUUUAGUAGAGACGGGGUUUUGCCAUGUUGGACAGGUUGAUCUCAAACUCCUGACCUCAGGUGAUCUACCCUCCUCGGCCUCCCAGAGUGUUGGGAUUACAGGCAUGAGCCACCAUGCCAGGCUGCUAAUUCUCCUUUUUAGUGAGUUAGGGAACUGAGCCUCAGAAAACUUAAACGAUUUUCAAAAAACACUCAAGUGAUAAAGUGGCCACAUUGGAAAGUAGUUUUUAUCUUCUCAUUGCCAGGCCAGUGUUCAUUGCACAAUAUCAUGCUACCUCUUGAAUCUUUAAAAUAUUCAAUUGGCAAAUGUUUUUCAAUGUGAUUUACUCAUGUCUUAAGUGUAUGAGGAAAGUCCAAAGCAAAAUAGAAAAGAAUCAUUCAAACUGAAUUGUCCAUAAUCAGCUUCCAGUCUUUCAUGCUAAUCAGCUUCUUAAGAGACUGAAGCAUGGCAUACCUACAGGGGAAUUCCUUCGCACCAUAGCCUCUAUGAACAGUGUUCCCUGGAGUUCUCCAGUGCUCAGCUUGAGACCUUGAUACACGGGCCAUGAGCACUGUCUUCCCCAAUGGAAAUUUCUUUACACUUACCUUAUCCCUACUUAGUCUGAUUUUAUUGGCUAGCAGUCUAACAGUCCUGUGUGGAUAUACAGUUUUGCCCAUGACAACAAAGGAAUCUAUCUGAAAUAUCUUUUUUUAUAAUUAACUUCCAAGAUUUGCUAUCUUCCAGCACUUGAGUUAAAGUACUAGAUACUGCAUUUUGAUGAAGACUAACCCCAUCUCAUAUUCUACCCUAAAGAGAACUGAAAAACCUAUAAUAAGUUGUUCUGGAGCCAAUAAACACAGCAGCUCUGUUAGAUGUCCUCUACAGCCAAGCAAUUUCAAUGCUAACUUGAACUGCAUUUCCUUCCUCAAAUGAGAGAUUGACGUAAUUCAGUACUGUGAGUCACUUGUAUAAGAAACCUCUGAUCACUAAAAAUAAUGUAAAAAUUGGGUUUAGUAGCCUAAUACACAUAACAUUCUUCUUAAAAAGGAAAAUGGAUGGAUGCCUGACAACCCUCCAAAAGAAAAAAGUGUAAGAUAGCCAUUAAGAUGACAAUUUUUGAAACGAACAUUAUGAUGUUUAUGAACAAUAAACAAAUUUCCGUAUGGAAUGAAUUACCCAAAAAGAGUAUAACAAAAUGAAAUCCUUAAAAAUCAAGGGUUUAUAUUUUUUUACACCCUCACUUGUUUGCACUAACUUUAUAGUGGACCAAGGCUGUUACCAUAGGAAGGGACAAACUUCCUUGUAGGCAACUCAAUGUUAGACGAUGAUUGUGGUGACGCUUGCAAAGUCUUGUGCUUAUCUUUUUUGUUUUUACUUAAAAAGCUAAUUUUUAAAGAUUGUAGGGCUUGUAUUUUACUUGAAUAAUUGAUAUCUUCCUGUGUAAUGAUUUGUGAGAUGAGAAUUAAUAUUUGACUAGUUAGAAUUAAUUAAAUGGUAAGGGAACACAGGGUACUCUUAGUUUAAAUAAUGUAUGUAAAUAGAGUCUAUUUUCAACUAAUAUGGCUACAGGAGCCUUUUGAGAUUCGUUGAUAUUAAACACAAUUAAUGAAAUUUUAAAUUGUUAACAGAAUUGAGAACUUGAACAACACUUUUAGUACUGCAGCAUUUUUGUGCCCUAAAGUAUGUAAUGAUUUAUAAAUUUGCCAUACAUACACUACAACAUAACAUUUGCUUUGUUAUGCAUUUUAUUUCUCUGGGGACACCAUUGCACUGCAGUGCACACGUAUUUAUAAACAUUUGUUAUAUUUUUGGAAACUUGCUAAUAUUUAUUAAGUCAUAGACUUUUCUGGAGGACUUAAAAAUUCACUAAAAAUCUGGUUAUGUCUUAAAUGUUCAGUUUAUCUUUGGUUUAUUAAAAUAACAAAAAAAAAUCUAAGAUUAAACACAGUAGAUAUCUCUGGAGGCAAUUUUCCAAAACUCAACAUUAAAAUUUGUGGAUGCAUGAGAUGCAAUCCUUCAAAGAAUGAAUCUGAAACAUAUUUUUAAUAUUUACUUAAUAUCCAUUGAAGAUAUCUUUAUGCAAGACAAGAGUCAGCCAUCAGACACUGAAAUAUAUUAUGAUAGAUUAUGAAGAAUUUUCUCUGUAGAAUUAUAUUCUUCCUGGAACCUGGUAGAGUAGAUUAGACUCAAAGGCUUUUUCUUCCUUUUCUUACUCCUGUUUUUUCCACUCACUCUUCCCAAGAGAUUUCCUAAAGCUUCAAGCUUAAUAAGCCUAAUAAUGAAAAAUAACUGAAUUUAAUGGUAUAAUGAAGUUCUUCAUUUCCAGACAUCUUUAAUUGAUCUUAAAGCUCAUUUGAGUCUUUGCCCCUGAACAAAGACAGACCCAUUAAAAUCUAAGAAUUCUACAUUUUCACAACUGUUUGAGCUUCUUUUCAUUUUGAAGGAUUUGGAAUAUGUAUGUUUUCAUAAAAGUAUCAAGUGAAAUAUAGUUACAUGGGAGCUCAAUCAUGUGCAGAUUGCAUUCUGUUAUGUUGACUCAGUAUUUAAUUUACAACUAUCCUUAUUUACAUUGACCUCAAGAACUCCAUGUUGGCCAGGCGCGGUGGCUCACGCAUGUAAUCCCAGCACUUUGGGAGGCCGAGGUGGGCGGAUCACGAGGUCAGGAGAUCGAGACCACGGUGAAACCCCAUCUCUACUAAAAAUACAAAAAAUUAGCCGGGCGCAGUGGCGGGCGCCUGUAGUCCCAGCUACUCGGGAGGCUGAGGCAGGAGAAUGGCGUGAACCCGGGAGGCGGAGCUUGCAGUGAGCCGAGAUUGCACCACUGCACUCCAGCCUGGGCGACAGAGCGAGACUCCGUCUCAAAAAAAAAAAAAAAAAAAAGAACUCCAUGUUAUGCAAUGCAGACCACUGAGAUAUAGCUAACAUUCUUUCAAGUAAUUUUCCUUUUCUUUUAUAAUUCCUCUAUAGCAAAUUUUUAUGUAUAACUGAUUAUACAUAUCCAUAUUUAUAUUUCAUUGAUUCCAAGACAUCACUUUUUCAAUUUAACAUCUGUGAAAUUGUGACAUUUCUUGCAACUGUUGGCACUUCAGAUGCAGUGUUUAAAAUUAUGCUUGAAUAAAUAUUACACUAAUCCAACUUUACCUAAAUGUUUAUGCAUCUAGGCAAAUUUUGUUUUCUUAUAAAGAUUUGAGAGCCCAUUUAUGAUAAAAUAUGAAGGCAAAAUUUAAGGACAAUUGAGUCACGCACAACUCAACAUGGAGCCUAACUGAUUAUCAGCUCAGAUCCCGCAUAUCUUGAGUUUACAAAAGCUCUUUCAGGUCCCCAUUUAUACUUUACGUGAGUGCGAAUGAUUUCAGCAAACCCUAACUUAACUAACAAGAAUGGGUAGGUAUGUCUACGUUUCAUUAACAAAUUUUUAUUAUUUUUAUUCUAUUAUAUGAGAUCCUUUUAUAUUAUCAUCUCACUUUUAAACAAAAUUAACUGGAAAAAUAUUACAUGGAACUGUCAUAGUUAGGUUUUACAGCAUCUUACAUGUCUUGUAUCAAUGGCAGGAGAAAAAUAUGAUAAAACCAAUCAGUGCUGUGAAAAACAACUUUCUUCUAGAGUCCUCUUACUUUUUAUUCUUCUUUAUCAUUUGUGGGUUUUUCCCCCUUGGCUCUGAUCACUUUAACUUCAAGCUUAUGUAACGAUUGUUAUAAAACUGCAUAUUUAAAUUAUUUGAAUUAUAUGAAAUAAUUGUUCAGCUAUCUGGGCAGCUGUUAAUGUAAACCUGAGAGUAAUAACACUACUCUUUUAUCUACCUGGAAUACUUUUCUGCAUAAAAUUUAUCUUUGUAAGCUAACUCUAUUAAUCAGGUUUCUUCUAGCCUCUGCAACCUACUUCAGUUAGAAUUGUCUAACACUGCUCUAUUAAUCAGGUUUCUAGCCUCUACAACCUACUUCAGUUAAAAUUGUCUAAUACAACAAUAUUUUUAAAAAAACACUGCAAUUGUCAAGGAUGGAAAAUGUGUGAUUUGUGUAAACAAUUUUUACCAACUUUACAUUUUCCUACAGAUAAAUGUGAAAUUUUGAUAAGAAGUCUACACAAUGACAAGUAUGGUACAUAAAUUUUAUUAAGAAUAUUGAGUAUAAAGUACUUUAAUUCUAAAUUAUAAGAAAAUAUACAUUUGCACAUAUUAAUAUAGAAAUUCAUUUUGUGUAUAUUUAACAUAGCUUUUAAAGUAUUUUACAUUUAUUAGCUACUUCAUUAUGGUUUCUUGAACUUCUGAAAAAAAUUAGAAAUGUAUUAAACUUAUCAGUAACAAAAACUUAUUUUGUUUCAGCUAACGAAUACUGCGUUUGUAAAAAUAAAUUUAAUAUAGAAUAUAUUUUUAAAUUAAAUAUUUGAAUAUAAAAUAGCUCUAAGAAAGAAGCAAAUUAUCACUGAACAUAUUUCUUAUUAUUUCUGGCUUUGAAUUAUACGUAACUUAAAUUGUCUUAAAUGAUACAGAAUAUUGGAGAAUAUGAUACUUUCACAUAAUAUACUAUGAACCUGUUCAUAUAACUCUGACUACUAACUUCUGUUUUAUGUAUUUAUUAAAGAGCUGACACUGUAGUUUGUUGUGAGAUGUUUAUUUUUCUAACAGAGCUUAUAACAGUUAGGACAAGGCAUUUAAUUAAUGCAUCAUUCUGUUUAGUAGUAGGUGUUAAUCAAUAUGAAAUUCUCUGUUUUAAAAUAAAAAUGUAAAAAUCUAAGAA